CUUACUAAUCAAAGUACUCUGUUCUCUUACAGAUGCAUUAUGUUCAAGAUAAAUUAUUUGUGGGACUAGAACAUGCUGUGCCCUCCUUUAAUGUUAAGGAGAAAGUAGAAGGUCCAGGCUGCUCCUAUUUGCAACACAUUCAAAUUGAAACAGGUGCCAAGGUCUUUCUACGAGGCAAAGGUUCAGGCUGCAUUGAGCCAGCGUCAGGCAGAGAAGCUUUUGAACCCAUGUAUAUUUAUAUCAGUCAUCCCAAACCUGAAGGCCUGGCUGCUGCUAAGAAGCUCUGUGAGAAUCUUUUACAAACAGUUCAUGCUGAAUAUUCUAGAUUUGUGAAUCAAAUUAAUACUGCUGUCCCUUUACCGGGCUAUACACAACCCUCUGCUAUAAGUAGUAUCCCUCCUCAACCACCAUAUUAUCCAUCCAAUGGCUAUCAGUCUGGUUACCCUGUUGUUCCCCCUCCUCAGCAGCCAGUUCAGCCUCCCUAUGGAGUACCAAGUAUAGUGCCACCAGCUGUUUCUCUGGCACCUGGAGUCUUGCCAGCAUUACCCACUGGAGUCCCACCUGUGCCAACACAAUAUCCGAUAACACAAGUGCAACCUCCAGCUAGCACUGGACAGAGUCCGAUCAGUGCUCCUUUUAUUCCUGCUGCUCCUGUCAAAACUGCCUUGCCUGCUGGCCCGCAGCCCCAGCCCCCACUCUCAGCUCAGCCCCAGUCCCAGAAGAGGCGAUUUACAGAGGAGCUGCCUGAUGAGCGCGAGUCUGGACUGCUUGGAUACCAGCAUGGACCCAUUCAUAUGACUAAUUUAGGUACAGGCUUCUCCAGUCAGAAUGAGAUAGAAGGCGCAGGAUCGAAGCCGGCAAGUUCCUCAGGCAAAGAGCGAGAGAGGGACAGGCAGUUGAUGCCUCCACCAGCCUUUCCAGUGACUGGAAUAAAAACAGAGUCUGAUGAAAGGAAUGGGUCUGGGGCCUUGGCAGGAAGCCAUGAUUAUCCAGCCAAGAAGAUGAAAACGACCGAGAAGGGACUUGGCUUAGUAGCUUAUGCCGCAGACUCCUCUGAUGAAGAGGAGGAACAUGGAGUCCAUAAAAAUGCAAGUAGCUUUCCACAGGGCUGGAGUCUGGGCUAUCAGUACCCUGCAUCACAGCCAAGAGCCAAGCAGCAGAUGCCCUUCUGGAUGGCCCCGUAAGACGUAGUGGGCAGGCCUUUGAUGCUCGGCGACUCUCCUUAGCAAUAAUGCAUGCACUUGAUUAAACAAGACUCUGGGACCUGUUUUGAGGGCCAUCUUGGACCUUGAAGAUGUUAGGGACGCAGUGUUCCUGUCAUAAAGGGAUGCCAUCCUUUUUAAAAACCCUAUUUCUGCAGUGGCAUAACAUGUGACAAAGUUCACUUAGAAUUUUAACAGUUGAUGAAGUGUGCAGAUCAGGACUGCGCCAUUGCCACAUGUGUUUGACCUGGUCUAGCCUUUUCCAAAUUAAUAGCCUCAACUCUGUUGUAAAGAAAGUUUUAUUUGUAUUUUACUACUAUUGGGUCAGUUUUGAUAACUGGUUACAAACAAAGCCUUACUAUUUAUUAGUGGGAAAUGGUUUUAAGACCCUUCCUUCCAGUACUUACAUUUAAUUCUAAGAGCUCCUUGUCCCCCUUUCCAUUUGGAUUCCUUGUGUUUGGGAAAUGCUGUUGUACUCAUUUAAAAUGGUCAGAUAUAGCUGGAUCUUGACUAGGAGAAUGAAGUUAUUUCUGCUUUGUUUCUUCCCUGGGAUGAUCCAGAGUUGGCGUCUUUUGCCACGCUUGUUUCAGGCAGCCAUUGCUCUUGUUACUGCCCAGGUCCUGAACUUCUUGUUUCCAGCUGAGUCAAAGAAAAUGUGACUAAAAAGCUGGUCAGAGCUGGUCAGAACUCACCACUGAAGGAAACACAGUUGUCUGUCUCUCUGAACUGGUUGCGGCCGAAGAAAGAGGGGACGACACCCAUAGGAUGGUGGCUCCGGCUGGAAUCGCAGCGUCUCCUCUUUUCUUGGCAUGGCAGGUUUUGCCAAACGAACUUUUUUGUAUCAAAUAUUGACGUAUGGAAGUGAAGGAAUUGGUGGUGGCUGAGCCAAGAGUGUUUGAGAUACUGUCAUUUUUGCACAUUUUUGAAUACUUUGGAGACUGGCUUUGUACAAACUUAUUCUCUGGUUUCCUCUAUGUUGUAAAUAAUUAGACCAUAAUUUCAUUAUAAAUAAAUGUAUAAAUAAU
Molecule: messenger RNA, 2227 nt
Organism: Microtus ochrogaster (prairie vole)
Lineage: Eukaryota; Metazoa; Chordata; Mammalia; Rodentia; Cricetidae
Gene: Khdc4
Product: KH homology domain-containing protein 4
Exons: 8
Coding region: 33-1184 (383 amino acids)
Cellular component (GO): nucleus
Molecular function (GO): RNA binding
Source: RefSeq, a predicted model, not a curated record